GUGCUUUCCAUGCGCUUUGUUAGUGGGCUGCGGUGUUCCCGUCAGCUGUCCGUGGCUUCCAACCCUCGGCAGCAGGAGCUGGAGCCAGAGCUGAUUGUCAUAGGAAGAGGGAUUUCCAAAGGAUCCGCAGACCAUGGCUUACAACAAAAGAAUGAAGAUGGUCUUCCAGCACCUUUUACCAAAAGUGUACAAGAGGCCAUUGACAACUAUGCAUUUGUUUCCGUGUCGUCACUCUCAUCUAGCGGGCAAACAACACCCACUGACUUGAAUCGUUCCUGGUCAGGGAUUCGGAGUUAUGCUACUGGUCCAUCUACUGAAAGAAGCUCAGUUUACUCCUGGAGGGAUGAUGAAUUGGAUAAUGCUAACACCCAAAGAGUGCAUCAGUUGUUUUGGGAUGUGGAUGAAAUGCUGUUUGAAGGCAAAGUGAGUACCCAAACUGAGAGUCUAAAGGCAGAAUGUAAAGAUUGGACCAACCGAUCCCUUCACUUGAGGGUCUUGGGAAAGCAGCUCCUUCUUCCUAACGAGGAGGGCUUUCAGCAUUACCAGAGAAGAAAUGCCAACUCUGUAUGUUCCAAAUCCUUACCUAGCUUGAGUGAAAUGACCAGCGGUAUGAAAGAGCUAUGCAUUUCGGGCUCUAAACUGAUCCCGGCAGCUUCUCCAGCACACAAGGCAUUCCACUCUGAUAUACCAGGGAUUCCUGUAGCUGAGUCAUCUGUAUAUUCAUUUCUGGAAGAAGAAAUCUAUGAUGCGGAGGGCAAAAUCGAAGAGUAUCUUGCAUUUGACAACAAGGAACUUGAUGAUGAGAGUUUGGAACAAAAGAAAUCUCAGCUUAUUCAAAAGAGGACUAAGAAUGGCAUUCCUCCUGUUUCCCCCAACGCCUGUAUCAAAGAGACCGUCACUGCGGAGAUAUUUGAUCAAGUCUGGAAGAGCAUAAUUAAAGUACUAGAAGAACUCAUAAGAAAAAACUGGGAAUCAUCUAUUGCAGAGAAUGACAAACAGAUGGAGAAACUGAAAGCAAGUGGGAACAAAUUGCCUCAUCUGCCGGUAUCUCGUGUUACAAUAGAUGUGUCAAGCGUACCCCCAUCAAGAGGGUUAGACUCUCGAGGAUCAUCUUUUGGCUUUCACUUUGUCCCAUCACAGCUGCAUCGCCUUCCCAGCAGUUUGUACAGCGAUCUAAAUGGUGUCAUGACAAUUCAAGCUAAACCACUGCAACAGAGGCACGCAGGCUUGGCCGAAAAGACUCAGAAUGAACAUGAAGACAAGCCACAGCCUCUUGGUACCAGCGUUAACUCGGUGCGAAAUCGGCUGGGGCGGAUUACUGACAGCAGUGUUCUUUCAUCCUCUCGGGUGUUGCAAGGAUCCUCUAGGAAAACAACAAGCCAUCGUAGGCUACCAUCUGUCAUCCCCGAUCCACUGCGCUCAAAACCCACCAAUGUUUACAGCGAUGAAGUCCUUAGGGGCACAAAACUGUGUACCGCCUUAGAUCGCGUGUCCUCUCCACUACCACCUGCAACCCGGAACAAGUUGCCACCCAUACAUUCAGAAGUUGUUGAUCAAUAUUUUUCCGUUUCAGGAUCCCGGCAAGGCUUUCACAGAGGAAGAUAUCCUAACAGCAGAAUAUCCAGUGCAGUGCCUGACGCUGCUGAACGGCGGCCUCUUCGAGAGCGCACGGUCGUAAUAGACCAAUUUUCAAGACCUAAUACUACUCACACAUUCCGAUUGGAUACUGUUCAUAAAAGGUCAUUUACUUCUAUGGACUUUGCUAAUCACAUGUGGACAGGCCAGGGAGUAUUGACAGGUUCACAAUUCCAUGUCAGAUCAUUUCAGAGAAAUUCAUCCAUCUCUCGGAAGAGAUUUCAGGUUGCUUCCUAACUUGGCAGAGGACAACAAGCUGAUCAGUACUUGGUGGAAAAAUACAAUAAUCAGCCUAAAGUCAAGAAGAAUGAAGAACAAGUCCUGGGAUUUUGUGAAUUAGUAUUCUGAGCCUCUGCAUAUGGACUUACUUUAAAAGUUGCUUCAUCAAAGCAUAAAGAACAUUAACAAAAGCAAAUGAAGGCAGUGGCUUAUGUCUGAAAUGCAGAAUAAAUGUUAGUGAUACAUGCUUUCUAAGGGCAUGUGCUAACUUCUGUAGGAAAGUGCCUUCCUGGUUUUGAUGUGGACCAAUACCAGUAAAAAACUAGAACUGA
Messenger RNA from Eublepharis macularius, 2186 nucleotides. RefSeq names its product family with sequence similarity 149 member A (gene FAM149A). Lineage: Eukaryota; Metazoa; Chordata; Lepidosauria; Squamata; Eublepharidae. Bases 10 to 1872 code for a protein of 620 amino acids. The record is from RefSeq and is a predicted model, not a curated record. The transcript is spliced from 14 exons.